CUCUCUCUCUCUCUCUCUCUGUGUGUGUGUGUGUGUGUGUGUGUGUGUGCGAGAAAAGUGGGGGUGUACUCUCAUUCGGGGAGUAUGGUGCACGACAAUGCAUAAUACUAAUAAUAUUAAUAAUAAACCUCUUUAAAAAAUGCACCAAGACUCUUUACCCCUUGGGUGGUGUGGAAAUAAGGUCAAAGUGUAAUAUUUUAAUAUUCGUAGCGACCACUCCUUCCCCACUCCCUGGCCAUCCCCAGCGGAACCUCACCAUUCACCUGGAUGAUUCACAUCAAAAUUUGCUUGACGGUCCUGGCAUUACAUAUACAGGUACAGUCUCCAUAUUUUGUCAUAAUUAUGCCAUAUGGCUGAUAUUGUAUGGCAGAUGGCAGACACAACAAAAAAUGGCAGAAAUGCGAUAAUUAAAGCAGGCAGAGCAACUGGCAACUGCGGUGUGUUGGGUUGACUUGAGCUGACAACGCCGCGGUGGCAACGCUGCCAAGUGUUGUACAAAUUUCUUUGUAUUCACUCACAGAUAGAGAAUCAAUCAUAAAAACCAUAUUUGUUUUUAUACUAGAGUGAGAGAGAAAGAGAGAGAGAGAAGGGUGUGUAAGGCACGGUGCGCGAGGUCAGUUGGAGACAUAGCACCAGUGUCUAGCGGGCUGUCUACGUCAGAGCCGCCACUUAAGAUUUGCCGGACAUAGUAGCCACUUGAAGAGCGGCGAGAGGCGAGCGAGCGAGGGGGGAGCUGAGGGGUUCGGGGUUUUGAAAAAUUGACACUUCUGGGUGCAUUUUCCUAUUGGAAAGACGAAAAAUUAACUGGGACUCUUAGUCCCAGUUUUUCGUUUUUAUUUUCUCAGAAAGUGGGCUUUUUAGCAGAUGGGGGAGGGGGUCUCUCCGAGCCACCCCCCCCCUCCCCCUUGGGAACAGGCCCUGGAAAUGGUGUAGAUUUAUUCGGCACAGCGGUGCGCGGUUCUCCAGGUUCUUCGUCCAUUCUUAUCAGGUUUUAAUCAAAGCAGCCCAGCGUCCUCUCACCUUGUCGCCCUCGUGUUGGAGAGCACCCUUUAUAUAUCGCACGGACGACGCACGGAGGAUCACAUGCAUCACUGAUAGUCGAGCAGACGGCACAUGCAUUCCGAUCACCCUGAGACAGUGUGAGGAACCCCACCCCCCACAGUCACAUUAACAGCCUUUCUUCCUCUUGCCUCUGUGCCUGCAGUACACCACAGGACAUUGUUGGAUUCAGUGCCCAGGUCCUGCCUCUCAGGGAUUCCGGUCUAUCACGUACGGGACUAACAUGCAUCACACCUACUUCCUGCCGGCAUUUCGCCUCUGGUCCCAGGACCACCCCAUCAAGAUCAACAUGCCGCAGCCAUCCAUCAGCGCCAUUAAUUUCAAAUACGAUAAGGACUUCCUUAAAAUACGGACCCUGUUCGGGGUGACGGACUUGAUGUGCAAUGAGUCCAACUGUCACGGGGUCGGACACACGUGGAACAACCGCCACAACUUGCUGGGCCUGUUCUGGCUGAUGCUCACCACCACGAUGGUCUGCUGCCUCUCCUACGUGGCCGCGGUGCUGUGCCAGGACUUCCUCUCCAGGGAAAUCCAGUCACAGGUAAUCAUGGAUGACAGAAAGACGUCAGUGGAGCUCAAGGGUGACUCGGCGCUACAGUUACCUUCGGUUGUGAUAUGUAAUCGUGCCUAUUUCUCCCGCCGAAAGCUGACCGAUAUGGGCGUCAGCAGCGGCCUCACGCACUACCUUAUUGUCUCCAUCGGCUCCACCUUGAUCUCGAAGGACAACUACGGGCCCAAUCCGGAAGAGUUUGAACUCAAGAGCCGCGCUGAGCUGCUCGAAUACCUCCAGAACCGCAGCAUGAGCUUCCCGGAGCUCAUUGAGUCGAUCUCCUACGAGUGUGAGGAGAUGGUGCUGCAGUGUAACAUCGGGAACCGGCGCUACAACGCCUCGGAGUGCUGUAAGACCUUCGUGCCGGUCCGCACCCUGACGGGGCUGUGCUUCAUGCACCUUUCCUCCGACAUCGACGCCCAGCCCUCCGACGGGGAGCACAUGGGCCUCACCUUCUACUUCAACAUUACAAGGGACGACUGGCCAGAUCUGGACCCUGGCAUCCUGGACCCCUCCCACACGGCCAAGGUGGGGCUGCAGGCCACGCUCAUCAGCAACCACACCCACCCCGCCCAAGUGGUGCUGGGCAAAGGCUCCAUCCUGGAACCUCGCAUCCACUCCUCCGCCACCAUUACCCUCACCGUGGUGCAGGACACGGGCCUGAAGACGAUAGUGGACCUGUACGAGCAGCCGUGUCUGCCGCUCGCUGACCUGAAGCCCGAGCCGGGUCUGCAAAACUUCAUUAAGACGAAACCAAAUUGUGACCUUUACGCCACGAGGUCCUGCCUGCACCAAUUUUGCAACUGUACCUUAUACUCCCUCAGCUUUCCAAGAGACGAGGUGAUGCCGUGCAUGCUGGCGGACAACGAGGAGUGCCGGCGGCUGCUGCACCGAGGGCUGGAGCCUGAAAUGCCUGCUGACCAGACUGACGGUGUCAGUAACGCGACCAGGCUAGCUAUUGAGUCGUGCCUCUCCAAAGCGCGGCUCUCCUGCGGGCACCUGUGUGAGCGCCACGACUUCACCUCCGCCACGAGCCACAUGCCCGUGCCGCCGAAGAUCUACGAUAAUCUCGUGGACCAUUAUAAUCUCUCGAACGGGAGUGACCUCGCCAUAAUGACAGCCUUCUACCCUGACCUUCGCUACACCUCAGUCAAAAUGUGGCGCAAAGAUCUCCUGAACUUUCUAUGCACGCUGGGGGGCUACACCGGCCUCUUCCUCGGCUGCUCCGUCCUUGUCGUCUGCGAAUUCUUCGUUUACGUUGGACUCGUUGCUCACGUCAUCAUCAGGAGACUGAUAGAGAGGCAGAAAACUGUCACCAUGAAGGUCACUUCAAAUGCCUGAGCGUAAACUGAUACUUUAGAUUAGUACAAAGAUGAAACAAGGAAUUCUAAGUCUAAAUGGGAGAAAGCAAUACAUCCGGCCAUGAAGGCCUCUUUGAAAUACACUAGACUGUCUGUGCCUGGAAAUGAACAUAAGAACUUAAGAACGUAGGAGUCUGCAAGAGGCCGGUAGGCCUGUACAAGGCAGCUCCUUUGAACGUAAGCUCCCGUGAAUAUAACCCCACCUAAUAUCGCUGUCCAUGAAUUUAUCUAAUUUAUUUUUGAAUGUGACAAUUGUAUUGGCAUUCACCACAUGACUGCUCAGCCUGUUCCACUCAUCUACCACUCUGUUAGUAAACCAGUUUUUGCCUAUGUCCCUGUUGAAUCUGAAUUUAUCCAGUUUAAACCCAUUACUACGUGUCCUACCCGGUUCUCUUACCAACAGAACCUUAUGAAUAUUCCCCUUAUUAAAGCCCUUCAUCCAUUUAUAAACCUCGAUCAUGUCUCCACGCACCCUUCGCCUUUCUAGAGAAUGCAAAUUUAACUGUUUGAGUCUUCCCUCGUAUGGCAAGUUUCGUAACCCUUGAAUCAUCUAAGUCAUCCUCCUCUGCACCGAUUCUAACAUUUUUAUAUCCAUUCUAUAGUAAGGUGACCAGAACUGAACCGCAUAAUCAAGAUGAGGUCUAACUAAUGCUAAAUAUAGUUUGAGGAAGAUUUCGGCGCUUCUGUUGCUUACGUUCCUUGAAAUAAAACCCAGUACCCUGUUUGCUCGAUUCCUAGCUUGAAUGCAUUGUGCCCUUGGACGGAGAUCAGAGCUCACUAAGACCGCUAAAUCCCUCUCGCACCCAGACCUGCUUGUGGGAGUGUCAUUUAAGCAAUAGUUAUGUGAGGGGUUGUUCCUACCUACACUCAGAAUGCUGCACUUCCCUACAUUGAACUCCAUCUCCCAUUUAUCCGCCCAGUUAUACAAUCUGUUUAGUUCAUUCUGGAGAAUACUAGCGUCCUGAUCCGACUCAAUUACUCUACCGAUCUUGGUAUCAUCUGCAAACUUACUGACAUUACUACUAAUUCCUGUAUCUAAUAUUUAUGCUGCUUCUCUUCACUAACCUCACCUUAAAAUCAAGAUUAAAUGAUGAUGUGUAACACGAUGAGGUUAUUACAGUAAGACUAACAGUUAUUACUCAAUGAGAAAACAACAUUGUAGAUGCCUUGGUAUUAUCAAAUUAAUAACACAUACCUUUA
Messenger RNA from Eriocheir sinensis (Chinese mitten crab), 4170 nucleotides. RefSeq lists its product as uncharacterized. Gene Ontology annotation, molecular function: ligand-gated sodium channel activity. Lineage: Eukaryota; Metazoa; Arthropoda; Malacostraca; Decapoda; Varunidae. Gene Ontology annotation, biological process: sodium ion transmembrane transport. Gene Ontology annotation, cellular component: membrane. The record is from RefSeq and is a predicted model, not a curated record. Bases 1283 to 2950 code for a protein of 555 amino acids. The transcript is spliced from 12 exons.